UGUAUGAUUAGGAAAAUCUAGAAGCAGCCAAUCCUGAUUUAAUUAGCAACUAUGUUAAAGAAAAACAAAACCGCAAAGAACUAUAUAAAUGGAGUGUCUUAACAUGCUCUGUAAAAAGAAAAUCAGGAAUAGCUGGUGUUAGAGAGGAUCAUUUGCCUUUUUAAUGUGUGAAAGCAGCUGCGUAUGGAGAGUGUUGAAAAGUGUAGCUCUGUGGGUGUGAGCCGUUUUUGAAUACUGUAUAUAUAGUCAAAAGGUACAGUAAAGAUGUUUAUUUUUGUAUAUCUGUUAUUUUUUAUGGUCAGUAAAUUAUUUUUUUCUAUAAAAAGCCCUGUUAAAAUCUGAAAACCGCAAUUAAACACACAAAUUGUUAGGCAUGGGGCACUGCUAGAGUUGUUGUGUUUGACAUUGUACAUAGCUGAGUUCCCCGCACUGACCCAUAUAUUGUGUCCUUCUGAAUUUUGGUGUUUUACCUGUCUGUUUUUGCAGAAGAAGAAACCCGAGUUGCUACCUGCAAUUCCAUUUUGCUGGAAAUACCUUCCCAUUGGGUGGACGCCCUCGUUACUCUCAGAAGGACCUUGCUCACCUUCGCUGGACUUCAACCCUACUUUGAAAAUUCAUACAGAGAGAAAGUGAGAACAGAGCAAAGAUCCUUCUGUUUUCGCUGGGUGCCGUGCUGGAUCGCGGAUGGAGGAUGGAAGAACAGGACUUUGCCAGCCCUGAUCCGGGAUUAAUCUGCCCUGCCACCCAGUCUGGGAACAUAGGGGAAUUCCAGGAAAGGAGCCUGCAGAAGAUGCCGGACCAAAAAGCCCCUGGUUUGGAUGUACGUUGCUGGAGGUUCAGGCAUUUCUGCUACCUAGAAGCUGAGGGACCAAGAAAGGUCUGCAGCCGGCUCCGCCACCUUUGCCAUCAGUGGCUGAAGCCGGAGAGGCACAACAAGACCCAGAUCUUGGACCUGGUGAUCCUGGAGCAGUUCCUGGCUGUCCUUCCCCUGGAGAUGGAGAACUGGGUCAGAGAUUGUGGGCCGGAGACCAGUGCUGAGGCAGUGGCCCUGGCGGAAGGUUUUCUCCAGGGCCAGGCAGAGGACAGCAGGCAGGAAGAGGAAGAGGUGUCGGGGCGGCUCCUGGAGGCGGCAGUGACUUUCCCCAGGAAAGGGCAACCUUCAUUCCGGAAUUCCCAGCGGCAGCUCGAUGGGGAGUUUUAUCCAGAGAAGAAAGAGGAAACCAGUGUGAUAGGUAAGGUUUUUCCUUGAACUCUUUGGGUUUGUAUUAUUUUGCUGAGCUUUUAUCUUUUAUCAUCAACUGGUUGCUACACAUAGGAAGCUGCCUUAUAUCUUUUGCAUGCAAAGCAGACUCUCUACCCCUGAGCUU
Molecule: messenger RNA, 1367 nt
Organism: Lacerta agilis (Sand lizard)
Lineage: Eukaryota; Metazoa; Chordata; Lepidosauria; Squamata; Lacertidae
Product: zinc finger and SCAN domain-containing protein 31-like
Exons: 2
Coding region: 692-1249 (185 amino acids)
Source: RefSeq, a predicted model, not a curated record